Messenger RNA from Zootoca vivipara (common lizard), 4035 nucleotides. RefSeq names its product solute carrier family 46 member 1 (gene SLC46A1). The record is from RefSeq and is a predicted model, not a curated record. Gene Ontology annotation, biological process: transmembrane transport. Gene Ontology annotation, molecular function: transmembrane transporter activity. Gene Ontology annotation, cellular component: plasma membrane. Lineage: Eukaryota; Metazoa; Chordata; Lepidosauria; Squamata; Lacertidae.
AUGGCCCGCCCAUCCCCGCCGCGUCGGGCCGGGCGGAGCUGGUGGCCGCUCCGCCCCUUGGUCGCUGCUACCGCCGCCGCCGCCAUGGCCGAGCAGGCGGCGGGACCCCCGGCGGGACCCCCGGCGGGGCAGCCCGGGGACCAGGCGGAGGCGGAGACGGAGACGGAGGAUCGGGCGCGCCGGGCCGGGUGCGCGCGCCCGCGGGCCGUGGAGCCGGUGCUGCUGCUGGCCACGCUGGCCAUGGGCUUGCAGGGCCCCCUCUGCACCCAGUACCUGUGGGAGCGCCUCGGCUCCGGGAACGGCAGCAGCGCCGCCCGGCAGGGAGGAGGAGGAGGAUGCGCCAACGGGAGCGGCUCCGCCAAGCAGGAGGAGGAACUGGAGACCCUGGUGGCCCACUGGAACCUCUACCUCAACCUGUCCGGCUUCCUGGUGGGCCUCUUCUCCGUCACGCUGCUCGGCCCCUGGAGCGACUCCAGAGGGCGCCGCCCGGCCCUCGUCCUCCCCUCGCUGGGCAUGGCUCUGCAGGCGGCCAUCUUCCUGGCCGUGAUGUCCCUCCGGCUCCCCGUGGCCUGGCUCCUGCUGGGCCGCAUCCUGGCCGGCCUCUCGGGCGACUACAACCUCAUCCUGGCUGCCUCCUUCGCCUACGCGGCCGAUGUCAGCGACCGGCGAGGGCGCACUUUCCGCGUGGCCAUCCUGGAGGCCUGCCUGGGCCUGGCGGGAAUGGGAGCCAGCAUCGUGGGCGGGCAGUGGCGCCAUGCCCAAGGCUACGUGGCUCCCUUCUGGCUGGCCCUCUCGGCUAGCCUCGCCGCCGCUCUCUAUGCCGCCGUCUGCCUGCGGGAAUCGGUGGAGCAGCCCGGACGGCCCGCGGGGCUCUUCACCCUCCAACAUUACGCCUCCGUCCUCCGCCUCUAUGUGCCUGGCGCCCGGGGCUGGGAGUGGCACAAGCUGCUCCUGUACUCCCUCGCCUUCUUCCUGGUGGUCACCGUGCAUUUUGGGGCCUCGGACCUGCUGGUGCUGUACGAGCUGAGCACCCCGCUCUGCUGGGGCUCGGAGCUGAUCGGCUACGGCUCGGCCGCUCACUACCUGGCCUACCUUGCCAGCUUGUUGGGGCUGCGCCUGCUGCAGACCUGCCUCGAGGACGGCUGGGUGGCCGAAGUCGGCCUGCUGUCCAACGUCCUGGGCCUGGGGACGAUCGCCCUGGCGAGCACCACACCCCUGAUGUUCACAGGAUACGGCCUCCUUUUCCUCUCCAUGACGGUCACGCCUGUGAUCCGCUCCAAGUUAUCCAGGCUGGUUGACAAGAAGGAGCAAGGGGCUCUCUUUGCUGCCGUGGCCUGCGUGGAAGGCCUCUGCUCGCUGGUGGCCACGGGGGUCUUCAAUUCCCUUUACCCAGCCAGCCUCUCCUUCAUGAAAGGAUUCCCCUUCCUCUUUGGGGCCGUCAUCCUCCUCGUUCCAGCCGCCAUCAUCGGCUGGAUUGAAAUCCAGGACUCGAAACCCGACUACAGCCACUUUGCCGACAUGCCUGGUCCGCUGCAGGAGGCGGAACAAUGACCAGCUGACUUUCACCUGAGACAUGCUGUGAUUUCUGUGCCACUGGAUUGGGUGUGUCAUGAGGACUAGAACCUUUCUUCAGAUCUGUGGAGCAGGGAGGAGGAAUCGUAGCCAGGGGAGUGGCGGGGGGGGGGACGACUUUGUGUGUGCCAUUCACAUUGGCUUUUAGGGGAGACCGCAAAGAAAGCCCCCUCUUCUCUCCCAUGAAUCUCUUCUUCCGUCCCCGUUCUGGGGUAUCACCCACCCCAGCAGUGGGGAGUAUUUUCCUUUUCUAGUGGGGCAGCUGCCGCUCUUUCCAGCCCAGUCUGUCGCAAGUCUCCAGGAAACAGAGACAGCGAGUUCAUCCCAAGAGAGCAGGCUUCUAGGACGGGCUUGGGUGCCAAGGGGGAGACGGCCCAUCUCUCGAUGACAGCUAGCUCUCCUGUGCCAAGGGAGGUGGUCCCCCCCCCACUCCUCAAGUUUGCUUCCCCAUUCUUACUUCAAGGGGAAAUUGCUGGUUGCAGACGGCUCCCGGACACACCUCGACGAGGGUGUGCAUCAAAGGACAUGUCACAAUAAAGUUGGAGGUGUGUGCUGAUAAGAUGCUCGCUCCUCUCUUUGCCCUUUUGUGGCACGUUGGUACUCUGAGGUGUGCCAACUGGGGCCCUAAAGAGCGGCCUUGGAGAUGCAUCUCGGCCUGGGGGUGGGCCUGGCGUGGGAGGGAGGGAGGGUUUUCCCACUCCUCCGCCUGUCCUUCUGCACAGAGAACAGAUAAGAAGGGAGAGCUGGCAAUUCAGGAACAUCAGAAGAGGCUGCUGGAUCGGGCCCAAAGGGGCCCACUGAGUCCAGCGUCCCGUUCUCACAGUGCAGAACCUAAGCGCCCUUUUCCCUCCUGUGAUUUCCAGCCCGUUUGCAUGCAGGACGGUGAUGAAGAAGAGUUUGGAUUUGAUAUCCCGCUUUAUCCCUCCCCGAAGGAGUCUCAAAGCGGCUAACAUUCUCCUUUCCCAUCCUCUCCCACAACAAACACUCUGCUUGGACUCACAGCUGUCCAUGGAGGUGCAGGUUAAUUCUGUAUCCAGGGCAGCUGGGUCUGGUACGCAGGAUGAGACCCUCCCUGCCCACGGACUGUCUCGCCAGAGUGGUGCAUGCUCUGGUUAUCUCUUGCUUGGACUACUGCAGUGCGCUCUAUGUGGGGCCACCUUUGAAGGUGACCCAGAAACUACAAUUAAACCAGAAUGCGGCAGCUAGACUGGGGACUGGGAGCGACCGCCGAGACCACAUAACACCGGUCUUGAAAGACCUACAUUGGCUCCCAGUAAAUUUCCAAUUCAGUGUUGGUGCUGACCUUUAAAGCCCUAAACCAGGCACCCCCAAACUUCGGCCCUCCAGAUGUUUUGGACUACAAUUCCCACCAUCCCUGACUACUGGUCCUCUUAGCUAGGGAUCAUGAGAGUUGUAGGCCAAAACAUCUGGAGGGCCGCAGCUUGGGGAUGCCUGCACUAAACAGCCUCGGUCCAGUAUACCUGAAGGAGCGUCUCUACCUCCAUCGUUCUGCCUGGACACUGAGGUCCAGUGCCAAGGGCCUUCUGGCGGUUCCCUCGUUGCAAGAUGCCAAAUUACAGGGAACUAGGCAGAGGGCCUUCUCAGUAGUGGCACCUACCCUGUGGAACGCCCUCCCAACAGAUGUCAAAGAGGAAAACAACUACCAGACUUUUAGAGGACAUCUGAAGGCUUUUAAUGCUUAAUAAAUUAUUGUAUUUUAAUAUUUCUAUUGGAAGCCGCCCAGAGUGCCUGGGGAAACCCAGCCAGAUGGGCGGGGUAUAAAUAAAUUAUUCUUAUUCUUAUUCUUAGUGAGGUGAGUAGGGCUGAGAAACUUCAGAGAAGUGUGACUAGCCCAAGGUCACCCAGCAGCUGCAUGUAGAGGAGCGGAGACUCGAACCCGGUUCCCCAGAUUACGAGUCUACCACUCUUAACCACUACACCACACUAGCUCUCAAGGAUGCCCUUGCAGAGCCGCUGCUGCCAGUCAGUGCAGGCAAACCCAGUAGUCUGGCUCGGUAUAGAGGCAGCUUCCAAGUGACCUGUGAAUCUGGUCCUUAAAAUUGACUGGCAGGGGUGCAAAUUGCAAUCAUUGGGGGUCAUAAAGACCAAGGCCCUGUGUGGGGGAACUGGGUGGUGACCGAGGGGAGACCUUCCUUCGGCACUUGGUUCCCUGUCUCCCCCUCCUCCCCCUCUUCCCUCCAACCCUCCAACUGAAAGGCACCCAUAAUUCAGGGGAACGGCUCACUUGGGCGCCUGUAUAAUUGACGCUCCCUUCCAGCUCCGCUCACGUUUCCUCCUGACUCUGCAAACUCCACGCCACUCCGGGGCCACAGAGGAGAGGCCACGAGCCUGGCACGGGCAGGAAAGGCUGGGUGAUGGGACGGCGGCUGAGAGCAGUCCAGCCAGGAAAGCAAAAAAGAUAGAUAGAUAGAUAGAUAGAUAGAUAGAUAGAUAGAUAGAUAG